UUUUGCCAUUGCCGCGCGUGCGUCUCAGCAACAGCAUCCUGAUGGCACCAAUUCCCGGUGUCGAGGCCGACGCACAGGCUGACAACUCUGUUGCGUAUCCAUGGCACUGCGGACUCACUGGUGAUUCGGACGAUGGGGCUGGUUGGCUCAAAGGAAGCAGCAGCGGGACCAACAAGGAUCGCCAGUUUGUGCUGAAGCGUGCGGCGCAAAAGGGUGGCAGCAAAGGAGGUUGCGCACCGUCGUCAGCUAUUCUGGCACCAGCAGGAAAUAUGCAGCCGGAUCCGAAUCCGCUGGCGGUCCAACCAAUCUGGGCGGUCCGGGCACAUGGAUCCGCGCUCCUUAUUUACGCUCGAGGAUAUGUACAUGGAUACUGUGCUGCGGAGCGGCUUCCAGACGCGCAUCUUUGUUGGUGAGCAGCAAGCCGCAUACGUGGACCGGCUGGUGUCGGAGGUGAAUUGCCCGACAGAGGCACAAAGCAUGGUGAAAGUUGUGGUGGAUAACGGUCUGGAUCGCAUGCUGCAGCUGCAGCUUAGCGCGCGGGCUGUCGGCAGCAAGGACGGAGUGUAUGGCGUAGAAAGUGGGGUGGACAGCGAGCUGGCGCUUGAAGCCAGCGAUGCGCUGCAGUACAUGGCACAAGGCGUCCAACUGCUGUCGGCUGCCAGCGUUAACACUGCGUUUGCUGCUCAUCUGCCAGAUCAAAAUGCGCGGCAGGGCCAGAAGUUCAGAUUUGCACUGCCUUUCACGCCGCAGCCGACCGCCGAGUUGCCGUCGAUGCCGUUCGAAUCACUGCCGCCAAAUAUGCCUGGGGCUGCUCCGACGUCGCAGCCGAUUGUGUUUGACAGCGUGUAUUGCAUGAAGCUGCCCCCGAUCGCGCCAGGCUCCUCGCACCAGGUCGCUUUGCCGGUCUAUGUUGUACAGCCGGGCCAGCAUAGGAUCGAAUACGAGCUGGUCGACGGCGCUCAGGCUGCGCAGGUGGUUGAGCGCGGGCUGCUUAUCAUCAAUGGGUGCAAGGCUUAGGGCUGUUGUUUAAAGCAAAAAUUGGAACGUCUAUUGGCCUUGGAGGUCCUCCUUCUGGCUCAGCUUCUUUGAGUACUUUUGCACAUGGCUGAUGAUAUCGUCACCGGUGAGCUCGCCGGCGUUGAUCUGGACCUUCUUGCCGUCCUUGAAGACCACGUCGACUGUGGCCGGGUCCUUGGCGUAGUUGGUUGUGACAACGUCGAUCUUGCAUGUGGGGUUGGCGAUGCUGUUCUCCUUUGAAAACACCCGGUUCAGAAAGACCCUACAGAGUGUGCUUGAAUUUAGCUACUGCACGGUGCUACAUGCUGCUCCAUCGCCGCUGUUCUAGUUCUUACUUUGACGAG
This is a messenger RNA of Linderina pennispora, 1361 nucleotides long. RefSeq lists its product as uncharacterized. Bases 325 to 1017 code for a protein of 230 amino acids. The transcript has a single exon. The record is from RefSeq and is a predicted model, not a curated record. Lineage: Eukaryota; Fungi; Kickxellomycota; Kickxellomycetes; Kickxellales; Kickxellaceae.